This is a messenger RNA of Orcinus orca (killer whale), 20571 nucleotides long. It is a transcript of the gene KMT2D, whose product is annotated as lysine methyltransferase 2D. Gene Ontology annotation, cellular component: MLL3/4 complex; nucleus. Bases 1172 to 17728 code for a protein of 5518 amino acids. Gene Ontology annotation, molecular function: histone binding; histone H3K4 methyltransferase activity; transcription coactivator activity. Lineage: Eukaryota; Metazoa; Chordata; Mammalia; Artiodactyla; Delphinidae. The record is from RefSeq and is a predicted model, not a curated record. The transcript is spliced from 56 exons. Gene Ontology annotation, biological process: positive regulation of transcription by RNA polymerase II.
UCUGGAGUGGGGUUCACCAGGCAAAAGGGCCACCCGGAUCUCGCGCCGGAGGCUUCCUGAAUCUCCACGACCAUUGCCGAGAUCUCGGGCCAGGAAAUAGCCCCUUCGCAGGAACCACCCUACCGGCCGAACAGGAGGCGGAGGGGGGGGAGGCGGAGCGGCGCCGCGCUGCACUACUUUCCUCUCCGGUUGCAAAUGGCUGCCUCGUUCCCCACUUUCCGCUCAGUUUCCUGACCCCCCGGCGCCGGGAGCCGGGGUUGGGCCAUGCACCUCUAGGCCCCCCGCGAUCGCAGCCAGCCGGGGGUCGAGGGGGUGCCGCCGAUCAGAGCCGGCCAGGCCGGGGGCGGGGCAGCUCCCGAGGCCAGAGGGGAAGGGAGGCGAGCGCAGGGCCCGGAGCGGCCGGAGGGGAGCGGGCAGAGGGCUCGCACCGCCCGCCCCUUCCUCUUCCUCGCCCACCUACCCUCCUCCCUUCCCCGGGGGGAGCAGAAGGUGGGGGGCUCGAAGCCGCCGAGGGCGAGCGCUCGGGGUCGAGGAGCCCGGCGCUGGGGUGUGUGUCAGGUUCAGCUCCGCGGCCCCGCCGGCUCCGUGUCGCCGUAGCUCGCGCGGCCCCGGGGCGCCGGCCCGAGCGGGGAGAGGGGCUCGGCGCUCCUGCGAGGGUCUCACGUUCCAUCCGGGCCCGGCGCGGGGCGGCGCGGCAUUCCUUCCGGGCUGCUGGGGAGGCGCCUCGACGUUCCAUCUGGAGAGCCUCGACGUUCCGCCCGAGCCCGGUGCGGGCGGCCGGGGCGCUGGCCCAGCCCUAGGACUGAGAGGCCGCCCGGCGACGCGGAUGCGGAUCCUGCUCGCCCAAGAUCAAAGCCACCGGUGCUCUCUUUGUGUCCGCUCGGGAUUCGCCGCCCAGGGGCUGUCCAUGGAAACCUAAACUGCUGGAACCCGAGGCAGAGAACCCUUCUUUGGCUUCUUGCUUUUUUGGGGCGGGGGAGGGUGGCCACUCCGACCUGGAUUUACCGUUCUUGGCCCCCCUAAGCCCCCCCGUGCGGGGGGCGGCUGUGAUCGCUCUGGCGGUUGGAGGUCGGGGAGCGGCCCGGGCUCUGGCCAUGUUCUCGGAUGAGGAUUUCUGGAUCGCCCUGUGAAGAGGUCUCCCCGAGAGGGCCCUGCCCAGUCGGAGAGAGGGAUGGACAGCCCGAAGCCGCCUGGUGAGGAUAAAGAUUCAGAACCAGCAGCUGAUGGACCUGCAGCCUCCGAGGAGUCAGGUGCCACUGAGCCAGACCUUCCCAAACCACAUGUGGGGGAGGGCUCUGUGCCCAGUUCUGGGGGUCCCAGGCUUCAGGAGCCUCCCCAGGACUGCAGUGGGGGUCCAAUGCGGCGUUGUGCUCUCUGUAACUGCGGGGAGCCCAGUCUACAUGGGCAGCGGGAGCUACGGCGCUUUGAGUUGCCAUUUGACUGGCCCCGGUGUUCAGUGGUGUCCCCUGGGGGGAACCCAGGGCCCAGUGAGGCAGCGCUGCUCAGUGAGGACCUAUCACAGAUUGGUUUCCCUGAGGGCCUGACACCUGCCCACCUAGGAGAACCUGGAGGGUCCUGCUGGGCUCACCACUGGUGUGCUGCGUGGUCGGCAGGCGUGUGGGGGCAGGAGGGCCCAGAACUAUGUGGUGUGGACAAGGCCAUCUUCUCAGGGAUCUCACAGCGCUGUUCCCACUGCACCAGACUCGGUGCCUCCAUCCCUUGCCGCUCGCCUGGAUGUCCACGCCUUUACCACUUCCCCUGUGCAACUGCCAGCGGUUCCUUCUUAUCCAUGAAAACACUGCAGUUGCUAUGCCCGGAGCACAGUGAGGGGGCCACACAUCUGGAGGAGGCUCGCUGUGCCGUAUGUGAGGGGCCAGGGGAAUUGUGUGACUUGUUCUUCUGUACCAGCUGUGGGCAUCACUAUCACGGGGCCUGCCUGGACACUGCUCUGACUGCCCGCAAGCGUGCUGGCUGGCAGUGCCCUGAAUGCAAAGUGUGCCAAGCUUGCAGGAAGCCUGGGAAUGACUCUAAGAUGUUGGUCUGUGAGACGUGUGACAAAGGAUUCCAUACCUUCUGCCUGGAACCGCCUAUGGAGGAGCUGCCCGCUCACUCCUGGAAGUGCAAGGCAUGCCGGGUAUGCCGGGCCUGUGGGACAGGCUCAGCAGAGCUGAACCCCAACUCUGAGUGGUUUGAGAACUACUCACUCUGUCACCGCUGUCACAAAACCCAGGGAGGACAGCCUGUCAGUUCUGUUGCUGAGCAGCACCCCCCGGUCUGUAGCAGAUUCUCACCCCCAGAGCCUGGCGAUACCCCCACUGAUGAGCCCGAUGCUCUGUACGUUGCAUGCCAAGGGCAGCCAAAGGGUGGGCACGUGACCUCUAUGCAACCCAAGGAACCGGGGCCCCUGCAAUGUGAAGCCAAACCACUAGGUAGAGAAGGGGCCCAACUUGAGCCCCAGUUGGAGGCCUCCCUAAAUGAGGAGAUGCCACUGCUGCCCCCACCUGAGGAGUCGCCCCUGUCCCCACCACCUGAGGAAUCACCCACAUCCCCGCCGCCUGAGGCAUCGCGCCUGUCCCCACCGCCUGAGGACUCACCCCUCUCUCCACCGCCUGAGGAGUCUCCUCUGUCUCCCCCACCUGAGGCAUCACCUUUUUCUCCCCUGGAGGAGUCACCCUUCUCUCCCCCAGAGGAGUCCCCCCCGUCUCCCCUGCUUGAGACACCCUUAUCCCCACCGCCUGAAGCAUCACCUCUGUCACCACCAUUUGAGGAGUCUCCCCUGUCCCCCCCUCCGGAGGAACUGCCUACCUCCCCACCACCCGAAGCGUCGCGCCUGUUCCCACCACCUGAGGAGUCACCCAUGUCCCCUCCACCUGAAGAGUCACCCAUGUCUCCACCACCUGAGGCAUCUUGUCUGUUCCCACCAUUUGAAGAAUCGCCCCUGUCCCCUCCACCAGAGGAGUCUCCUCUCUCCCCACCACCUGAGGCAUCACGCCUGUCGCCACCACCUGAGGACUCACCCAUGUCCCCGCCACCUGAAGACUCGCCUAUGUCCCCCCCGCCUGAGGUAUCACGCCUGUCUCCCCUGCCUGAGGUGUCACGCCUGUCCCCACCACCCGAGGAAUCUCCUCUGUCCCCACCACCUGAGGAGUCUCCCACAUCCCCGCCACCUGAGGCUUCACGCCUGUCCCCACCGCCUGAGGACUCACCUGCUUCCCCGCCACCGGAGGACUUGCUUAUGUCCCUACCCCUGGAGGAGUCACCCCUAUCGCCACUGCCUGAGGAACUGCGACUCUGCCCCCGGCCCGGGGAGCCGCGCCCGUCCCCUGCGCCCGAGGAGUCGCAUCUGUCCCCUGCGCCCCAGGAGCCGCGCCCGUCCCCUGCGUCCGAGGAGCCGCGUCUGUCCCCUGCGCCCCAGGAGCUGCGCCCAUCCCCUGCGUCCGAGGAGCCGCGUCUGUCCCCUGCACCUGAGGAGCUGCAUCUGUCCUCCCAGCCUGAGGAGCCGCGCCUGUCCCCUCGCCCUGAGGAGCUGUGCCUGUCCCCCGCACCCGAGGAGCCGCAGUUGUCCCCAGUGCCCGAGGAGCCGCGCCUGUCCCCUCGACCUGAAGAGCCCCCUGAGGAGCCAGGCCUAUGCCCUGCACCUGAGGAAUUGCCCUCGUUCCUCCCACCUGGGGAGCCACCCUUACCCCCUUUGCUUGGAGAGCCGGCCCUGUCUGAGCCUGGGGAGCCACCUCUGUCCCCUCUGCCUGAGGAGCUGCCGUUGUCCCCAUCUGGGGAGCCAUCUUUGUCACCUCAGCUGAUGCCACCAGAUCCUCUUCCUCCUCCGCUCUCACCCAUUAUCACAGCUGUGGCCCCGCCGGCCCUGUCUCCUUUGGGAGAGUUAGAGUACCCCUUUGGUGCCAAAGGGGACAGUGACCCUGAGUCGCCAUUGGCUGCCCCCAUCCUAGAGACACCUAUCAGCCCUCCACCAGAAGCUAACUGCACUGACCCUGAGCCUGUACCCCCUAUGAUCCUUCCCCCAUCUCCAGGCUCCCCGGUAGGACCGGCCUCUCCCAUGCUGAUGGAGCCCCUUGCCCCUCGUUGUUCCCCACUCCUCCAGCAUUCCCUGCCUCCCCCAAACUCCCCUCCUUCCCAGUGCUCUCCCCCUGCUCUGCCACUGUCUGUUCCUUCCCCACUGAGUCCCAUGCAGAAGGCAGUGCAGGUCUCAGAUGAGGCUGAGCCACAUGAGAUGGAGACUGAGAAAGCCCCAGAACCUGAGUGCCCAGCCUUGGAACCCAGCCCUACUAGUCCUCUCCCCUCUCCCAUGGGGAACCUUUCCUGCCCUGCACCCAGCCCUGCCCCAGCCCUGGAUGACUUCUCUGGCCUGGGGGAAGAUACAGCCCCUCUGGAUGGGACUGACACUCCUGGAUCACAUCCAGAGGCCGGACAGACCCCCGGCAGUUUGGCUAGUGAACUUAAGGGUUCCCCUGUGCUCCUGGACCCCGAGGAGCUGGCCCCUGUGACCCCUAUGGAGGUCUAUGGCCCAGAAUGCAAGCAGGCAGGGCAGGGCUCGCCCUGCGAAGAGCAAGAGGAGCCACGUGCACCAGUGGCCCCCACCCCACCUACUCUCAUCAAAUCUGACAUCGUUAAUGAGAUCUCCAAUCUGAGCCAGGGCGAUGCCAGUGCCAGUUUUCCUGGCUCAGAGCCCCUGCUGGGCUCUCCCGACCCCGAGGGGGGUGGCUCCUUGUCCAUGGAGCUGGGGGCAUCUACAGACGUUAGUCCAGCCCGAGAUGAGGGCUCCCUGCGACUUUGUACGGAUUCGCUGCCAGAGACUGAUGACUCGCUGUUGUGUGAUGCUGGGACAGCUAUCGGAGGAGGCAAAGCGGAGGGGGACAAGGGGAGGCGGCGCAGCUCCCCCGCUCGUUCCCGCAUUAAGCAGGGUCGCAGCAGUAGUUUCCCAGGAAGACGCCGGCCACGUGGAGGAGCACACGGAGGACGCGGGAGAGGACGGGCCCGGCUAAAAUCAACUACUUCUUCCAUUGAGACUCUGGUAGUUGCUGAUAUCGAUAGCUCUCCCAGCAAGGAGGAAGAAGAUGAUGAUGAUGACACCAUGCAAAAUACUGUGGUUCUCUUCUCCAACACAGACAAGUUUGUCCUAAUGCAGGACAUGUGUGUGGUAUGUGGCAGCUUUGGCCGGGGGGCAGAGGGCCACCUUCUUGCCUGUUCCCAGUGCUCUCAGUGCUAUCACCCUUACUGUGUCAACAGCAAGAUCACCAAGGUGAUGCUGCUGAAGGGCUGGCGUUGCGUGGAGUGCAUCGUGUGUGAGGUAUGCGGCCAGGCCUCAGACCCCUCCCGCCUGCUGCUCUGUGAUGACUGUGACAUUAGCUACCACACGUACUGCCUGGACCCGCCACUGCUCACCGUGCCCAAGGGUGGCUGGAAGUGCAAGUGGUGUGUGUCCUGUAUGCAGUGUGGGGCCGCCUCCCCUGGCUUCCACUGUGAAUGGCAGAAUAGUUACACGCACUGCGGGCCCUGCGCCAGCCUGGUGACCUGCCCAAUCUGUCAUGCCCCGUAUGUGGAAGAGGACCUCCUGAUCCAGUGCCGUCACUGUGAACGGUGGAUGCAUGCUGGUUGCGAGAGCCUCUUCACAGAGGAUGACGUGGAGCAGGCGGCCGAUGAGGGCUUUGACUGUGUCUCUUGCCAGCCUUACGUGGUAAAGCCUGCUGUGCCUGUUGCGCCUCCAGAGCUGGUGCCUAUGAAGGUGAAAGAGCCGGAGCCCCAGUACUUCCGCUUCGAGGGUGUGUGGCUGACAGAAACUGGCAUGGCUGUGCUGCGUAACCUGACCAUGUCGCCCCUGCACAAGCGGCGCCAGCGGCGAGGACGGCUUGGCCUCCCAGGCGAGGCAGGGCUGGAGGGUCCUGAGCCUUCUGAUGCCCUUGGCCCUGAUGACAAGAAGGAUGGAGACCUGGACACUGAUGAGCUGCUCAAGGGUGAAGGUGGUGUGGAACACAUGGAAUGCGAAAUUAAACUAGAGGGCCCCGUCAGCCCUGAUGGAGAGCCUGGCAAAGAGGAGACCGAGGAAAGCAAAAAACGCAAACGCAAACCCUAUCGGCCUGGCAUCGGUGGUUUCAUGGUGCGACAGCGGAAAUCCCACACACGUGUGAAAAAGGGGCCUGCUGCACAGGCGGAGGUGUUGAGUGGGGAUGGGCAGCCCGACGAGGGUGAGACGGUGUUGCCUGCCGACCUGCCUGCAGAGGGCUCUGUGGACCAGAGCUUAGCUGAUGGGGAUGAGAAGAAGAAGCAGCAGCGGCGAGGGCGCAAGAAGAGCAAACUAGAGGACAUGUUCCCUGCUUAUCUGCAGGAAGCCUUCUUUGGGAAGGAGCUGCUGGACCUGAGCCGGAAGGCCCUUUUUGCAGUUGGGGUGGGCCGGCCAAGCUUUGGACUAGGAACCCCAAAAGCCAAGGGGGAUGGAGGCUCAGAUAGGAAGGAGCUCCCGACCUCACAGAAAGGAGAUGAUGGUCCCGAUGUUGCAGAUGAAGAAUCCCGUGGUCCUGAGGGCAAGGCUGACACAUCAGGACCUGAGGAUGGCGGCGUAAAGGCAUCCCCAGUGCCUAGUGACCCUGAGAAGCCAGGCACCCCGGGGGAAGGGAUGCUUAGCUCUGACUUAGACAGGAUUCCCACAGAAGUCUUCCUCAGCAGCAUCCUUCAUCGAUCCCUCACAGAACUGCCCAAGAUGGAAUCCAAGGACCUGCAGCAGCUUUUCAAGGAUGUUCUGGGUUCUGAGCGAGAGCAACAUCUGGGUUGUGGAACCCCUGGCCUCGACGGCAGCCGUACACCGCUACAGAGGCCCUUUCUUCAAGGUGGACUCCCUUUGGGCAAUCUCCCCUCCAGCAGCCCAAUGGACUCCUACCCGGGCCUUUGCCAGUCCCCAUUCCUGGAUUCUAGGGAGCGCGGGGGCUUCUUUAGCCCGGAGCCCGGUGAGCCAGACAGCCCCUGGACAGGCUCGGGGGGCACCACGCCCUCCACCCCGACCACGCCCACCACAGAGGGUGAGGGCGACGGGCUCUCCUACAACCAGCGGAGUCUUCAGCGCUGGGAGAAGGACGAGGAGUUGGGCCAGCUCUCUACCAUCUCACCUGUGCUCUAUGCCAACAUUAACUUUCCCAAUCUCAAGCAAGAUUACCCAGACUGGUCUAGCCGCUGCAAACAAAUCAUGAAGCUCUGGAGAAAAGUUCCAGCUGCUGAUAAAGCCCCCUACCUGCAAAAGGCCAAAGAUAACCGGGCAGCUCACCGCAUCAACAAGGUGCAAAAGCAGGCUGAGAGCCAGAUCAACAAGCAGACCAAGGUGGGCGACAUGGCCCGUAAGACUGACCGACCGGCCCUACAUCUCCGCAUUCCCCCCCAGCCAGGGGCACUGGGCAGCCCGCCUCCUGCUGCUGCCCCCACCAUUUUCAUUGGCAGCCCCACUCCCCCCGCCGGCUUGUCUACCUCUGCGGAUGGGUUUCUGAAGCCGCCGGCGGGCACGGUGCCCGGCCCCGACUCGCCCGGUGAGCUCUUCCUCAAGCUCCCACCCCAGGUGCCCGCCCAAGUGCCUUCGCAGGACCCCUUUGGACUGGCCCCCGCCUACGCUCUGGAGCCCCGCUUCCCCACGGCACCACCCACCUAUCCUCCCUAUCCUAGUCCGACCGGGGCCCCCGCGCAGCCCGCGACGCUGGGCGCCUCAUCUCGUCCUGGGACCGGCCAGCCAGGGGAGUUCCACACCACCCCACCUGGCACCCCCCGACACCAGCCCUCCACACCUGACCCCUUCCUCAAACCCCGCUGCCCCUCACUGGACAACCUGGCUGUGCCUGAGAGCCCAGGGGUAGGGGGAGGCAAGGCUUCUGAGCCUCUGCUGUCGCCCCUGCCUUUCGUGGAGUCUCGGAAGGCCCUAGAGGUGAAGAAGGAAGAGCUUGGGGCAUCGUCUCCCAGCUAUGGGCCCCCAAACCUGGGCUUUGUUGACUCACCCUCCUCAGGCCCCCAUCUGGGUGGCCUGGAGUUAAAGGCACCCGAUGUCUUCAAAGCCCCCCUGACCCCUCGGGCAUCUCAGGUAGAGCCCCAGAGCCCAGGCUUGGGCCUAAGGCCCCAGGAGCCGCCCCCUGCCCAGGCUUUGGCCCCUUCUCCUCCCAGCCACUCGGACAUCUUUCGCCCUGGCCCCUACCCUGACCCCUAUGCCCAACCCCCGUUGACCCCUCGGCCCCCACCCCCACCCCCUGAGAGCUGCUGUGCCCUGCCUCCUCGCUCACUGCCCUCUGACCCUUUCUCCCGAGUGCCCGCCAGUCCCCAGUCCCAGUCCAGCUCCCAGUCCCCGUUGACACCCCGUCCUCUGUCUGCUGAGGCUUUCUGCCCAUCCCCUGUUACCCCUCGCUUCCAGUCCCCUGACCCUUAUUCCCGCCCACCCUCACGCCCUCAGUCCCGGGACCCGUUUGCCCCACUGCAUAAGCCGCCCCGCCCCCAGCCCCCUGAAGUUGCCUUCAAGGCUGGGCCUCUAGCCCACACUCCGUUGGGGGCUGGGGGUUUCCCAGCAGCCCUGCCCUCAGGGCCGGCAGUUGAGCUCCAUGCCAAGGUCCCAAGUGUGCAGCCCCCCAAUUUUGCCCGGUCCCCUGGGACUGGUGCAUUUGUAGGCACCCCUUCUCCCAUGCGUUUCACUUUCCCUCAGGCAGUAGGGGAGCCUUCGCUAAAGCCCCCUGUCCCUCAGCCUGGUCUCCCUCCACCCCAUGGGAUCAACAGCCAUUUUGGGCCCGGCCCUACCUUGGGCAAGCCUCAAAGCACAAACUACACAGUAGCCACAGGGAACUUCCACCCAUCGGGCAGCCCUCUGGGACCCAGCAGUGGGUCCACAGGAGAGGGCUAUGGGCUGUCCCCACUACGCCCCCCAUCAGUCCUUCCACCACCCGCACCCGAUGGAUCCCUCCCCUACCUGUCCCAUGGAGCCUCACAGCGGGCAGGCAUCACCUCUCCAGUUGAGAAGCGAGAAGACCCAGGGGCUGGGAUGGGCAGCUCUUUGGCGGCACCUGAACUUCCAGGUACCCAGGACCCAGGCAUGUCCAGCCUCAGUCAGACCGAGCUGGAGAAGCAGCGACAGCGCCAACGACUACGGGAGCUGCUGAUUCGGCAGCAGAUCCAGCGCAACACCCUUCGGCAGGAGAAGGAAACCGCGGCAGCUGCCGGAGCAGUGGGGCCCCCGGGCAGCUGGGGUGCUGAGCCUAGUAGCCCUGCCUUUGAGCAGCUGGGUCGAGGCCAGACCCCCUUUGCCGGCACCCAGGACAAGAGCAGCCUUGUGGGGCUGCCCCCAAGCAAGCUGGGUGGCCCCAUCCUGGGGCCAGGGGCUUUCCCCAGUGAUGACCGACUCUCCCGGCCACCUCCACCAGCCACCCCUUCCUCUAUGGAUGUGAACAGCCGGCAAUUGGUGGGAGGCUCCCAAGCCUUCUAUCAGCGAGCACCGUAUCCUGGGUCCCUGCCCUUGCAGCAGCAGCAGCAGCAGCAGCAGCAACUGUGGCAGCAGCAGCAACAACAGGCAACAGCAGCAACUUCCAUGCGACUUGCCAUGUCGACACGCUUUCCGUCAACUCCUGGGCCUGAACUUGGCCGCCAAGCCAUAGGUUCCCCCUUGGCGGGAAUUCCCACCCGCCUGCCUGGCCCUGGUGAGCCAGUGCCUGGUCCGGCUGGUCCUGCCCAGUUCAUUGAGUUGCGGCACAAUGUACAGAAAGGACUCGGACCGGGGGUGCCUCCGUUUCCUGGUCAGGGCCCCCCUCAGAGACCCCGUUUUUUCCCUGUAACUGAGGAUUCUCACCGACUGGCCCCUGAAGGGCUUCGUGGCCUAGCAGUGUCAGGCCUUCCUCCUCAGAAACCCUCAGCCCCGCCGGCCCCUGAACUGAACAACGGCCUCCAUCCAACGCCCCAUACCAAGGGUCCCAACGCGCCUGCUGGCUUGGAGCUAGUCAGCCGGCCCCCCUCAGGCGCUGAGCUUGGCCGCCCUCCUCUGGCCCUGGAAGCGGGGAAGUUACCCUGUGAGGAUCCUGAGUUGGAUGACGACUUUGAUGCCCACAAGGCCCUGGAGGAUGAUGAGGAGCUUGCUCACCUGGGCCUGGGUGUGGACGUGGCCAAGGGAGAUGAUGAGCUGGGCACCCUGGAAAACCUGGAGACCAAUGAUCCCCACCUGGACGACCUGCUCAACGGGGAUGAGUUUGACCUGUUGGCCUACACUGACCCUGAGCUGGACACCGGGGACAAGAAGGACAUCUUCAAUGAGCAUCUGAGGCUGGUGGAGUCGGCCAAUGAAAAGGCUGAGCGGGAGGCUCUGUUGCGGGGGGUGGAGCCAGGACCCUUGGGCCCUGAGGAGCGCCCUCCCCCCGCUGCUGAUGCCUCUGAGCCCCGUCUGGCGUCAGUGCUCCCCGAGGUGAAGCCCAAGUUGGAGGAGGGUGGGCGCCACCCUUCCCCUUGCCAGUUUACCAUUACCACCCCCAAGGUAGAGCCAUCUCCAGCCACCACUUCCCUAGGCCUGGGGCUGAAGCCAGGACAGAGUGUGGUGGGCAGCCGGGACACUCGAAUGGGCACAGGACCUUUUUCCAGUAGUGGGCACCCAGCUGAGAAGGUCCCCUUUGGGACCACAGGAGGACCACCAGCUCACCUGCUGACCCCCAGCCCACUGAGUGGCCCAGGAGGGUCCUCCCUGCUGGAGAAGUUUGAGCUAGAGAGUGGGGCCCUGACCUUGCCCGGUGGACAUGCAUCUGGGGAUGAGCUGGACAAGAUGGAGAGCUCACUGGUAGCCAGUGAGUUGCCCCUGCUCAUCGAGGACCUGUUGGAACAUGAGAAGAAGGAGCUGCAGAAGAAGCAGCAGCUCUCAGCACAGCUGCAGCCUGCCCAGCAGCAGCAGCAACAGCAGCAUUCCCUACUGUCCACCCCGGGCCCUGCCCAGGCUGUGUCUUUGCCACAUGAGGGCUCUUCUCCCAGUUUGGCUGGCGCCCAGCAGCAGCUUGCCCUGGGACUUGGAGGUUCCCGACAGCCGGGCUUGGCCCAGCCACUGAUGCCCACCCAGCCACCAGCUCACGCCCUCCAGCAGCGCCUGGCCCCAUCCAUGACCAUGGUGUCCAACCAAGGGCAUAUGCUAAGUGGGCAGCAUGGGGGACAGGCAGGCUUGGUGCCCCAGCAGAGCCCACAGCCAGUGCUGGCACAGAAGCCCAUGGGUAGUAUGCCACCUUCCAUGUGCAUGAAACCGCAGCAGCUGGCGAUGCAGCAGCAGCUGGCUAACAGCUUCUUCCCGGAUACAGACCUGGACAAAUUUGCUGCAGAAGAUAUCAUUGAUCCUAUUGCAAAGGCCAAGAUGGUUGCUUUGAAAGGCAUCAAGAAGGUGAUGGCUCAGGGCAGCAUUGGAGUGGCACCUGGUAUGAACAGGCAGCAAGUGUCCCUGCUAGCCCAGAGACUCUCAGGGGGGCCCGGCAGUGACCUGCAGAACCACGUGGCAGCUGGGAGUGGCCAGGAGCGGAGUGCCGGUGACCCCUCCCAGCCUCGUCCCAAUCCACCCACUUUUGCCCAGGGAGUGAUCAAUGAGGCUGACCAGCGGCAGUAUGAGGAGUGGCUGUUCCAUACCCAGCAGCUCCUACAGAUGCAACUGAAGGUGCUAGAGGAGCAGAUUGGGGUGCACCGCAAGUCCCGGAAAGCUCUGUGCGCCAAGCAGCGCACUGCCAAAAAGGCCGGCCGUGAGUUCCCAGAGGCUGAUGCUGAGAAGCUCAAGCUGGUUACAGAACAACAGAGCAAGAUCCAGAAACAGCUGGAUCAGGUCCGGAAGCAGCAGAAGGAGCACACUAACCUCAUGGCAGAAUAUCGGAAUAAGCAGCAGCAGCAGCAGCAGCAGCAGCAGCAGCAGCAGCAGCAGCAGCAGCAGCAGCAGCAGCAGCAGCAGCACUCGGCUGUAUUGGCCCUUAGCCCUUCCCAGAGUCCCCGGCUGCUCACCAAGCUUCCUGGUCAGCUGCUCCCUGGCCAUGGGCUGCAGCCACCGCAGGGGCCCCCCGGUGGGCAAGCUGCAGGUCUUCGCCUGCCCCCCGGGGGCAUGGCACUACCUGGACAGCCUGGUGGCCCCUUCCUCAACACCACCCUGGCCCAGCAGCAGCAACAGCAACAUUCUGGUGGGGCUGGGGCCCUCGCCGGCCCCUCAGGGGGCUUUUUCCCUGGCAACCUUGCUCUUCGAGGCCUAGGACCUGACUCGAGGCUUUUACAGGAGAGGCAGCUGCAGCUACAGCAGCAACGCCUGCAGCUUGCCCAGAAACUGCAACAGCAGCAGCAGCACCUCUUAGGACAGGUGGCAAUCCAGCAGCAACAGCAGCAGGGCCCAGGGGUACCGGCAAACCAGGGUCUGGGUCCCAAGCCCCAAGGGCUUCUGCCUCCCAGCAGCCAUCAGGGCCUCCUGGUCCAGCAGCUGUCCCCGCAGCCACCCCAGGGGCCCCAGGGCAUGCUGGGCCCUGCGCAGGUGGCAGUGUUGCAGCAGCAGCAGCAGCAGCAACAGCACCCUGGAGCUCUGGGCCCCCAGGGCCCUCACAGACAGGUGAUCCUGACCCAGCCCCGGGUGCUAAGUUCCCCCCAGCUGGCACAGCAGGGUCAGGGCCUUAUGGGACACCGGCUAGUCACAUCCCAGCAGCAGCAGCAGCAGCAGCAGCAGCACCAACAGCAGGGAUCCAUGGCGGGGCUUUCCCAUCUUCAGCAGGGUCUGAUGCCACACAGUGGGCAGCCCAAACUGAGUGCUCAGCCCAUGGCCUCCUUGCAACAGCAACAGCUGCAGCAGCAGCAGCUACAGCAGCAGCAGCAGCAGCAGCAGCAGCUACAGCAGCAGCAGCAGCAGCUACAACAGCAGCAGCAGCAGCAGCAGCUACAACAGCAGCAGCAGCAGCAGCAGCAGCAGCAGCUACAACAGCAGCAGCAGCAGAUGGGCCUCUUGAGCCAGAGUCGAACUUUACUGUCCCCUCAACAGCAGCAGCAGCAGCAGCAGCAGCAGCAGCAACAGCAGCAGCAGCAGCAGCAGCAGCAGCAGCAAGUGACACUCGGCCCUGGCCUGCCAGCCAAGCCUCUGCAACACUUUUCUAGCCCCGGAGCCCUGGGCCCAACCCUCAUCCUAACGGGCAAGGAACAAAACAUUGUAGAGGCAGCUCUUCCUCCGGAGGCCACUGAGGGGCCCUCCACGCAUCAGGGAGGGCCGUUAGCAGUAGGGACUGUACCAGAGUCAGUGGCCACUGAACCAGGGGAGGUAAAGCCCUCACUCUCCGGGGACUCACAACUCCUCCUUGUCCAGCCCCAGGCCCAGCCUCAGCCCAACUCUGUGCAGCUGCAGCCACCUCUGAGGCUCCCAGGACAACAGCAGCAGCAAGUUAACUUGCUCCACACAGCGGGUGUGGGAAGCCACGGGCAACCAGGCAGUGGAUCAUCUUCUGAGGCCUCAUCUAUGCCCCACGUGCUGGCCCAAUCCUCUGUUUCCUUAGGGGAACAGCCUGGACCCAUGACCCAGAACCUUCUGAGCUCCCAGCAGCCCCUUGGACUAGAGCGGCCCAUGCAAAAUAAUGCAGGGCCACAGCCUGCCAAACCAGGAUCUGUCCCCCAGCCUGGGCAGAGCCUGCCUGGGGCUGGGGUCAUGCCUACAGUGGGUCAGCUUCGAGCACAGCUUCAAGGAGUCCUGGCCAAAAACCCGCAGCUGCGGCACUUGAGUCCUCAGCAGCAGCAGCAACUACAGGCACUCCUCAUGCAGCGGCAGCUACAGCAGAGUCAGGCAGUACGCCAGGCCCUGCCCUACCAGGAGCCUGGGACCCAGCCUUCUCCCCUCCAGGGCCUCCUGGGCCGCCAACCCCAACUUGGGGGCUUCCCUGGAUCCCAGACAGGCCCUCUUCAGGAGCUGGGGGCAGGGCUUCGACCUCAGGGCCCACCCCGGCUCCCCGCCCCACAAGGAGCCUUAUCCACAGGACCAGUCCUUGGCCCUGUCCUUCCCACGCCUCCACCGUCCAGCCCCCAAGAGCCAAAGAGACCUUCCUCACAGUUACCUUCCCCCAGCUCCCAGCUUCCCUCUGAGGCCCAGCUCCCUACCACCCAACCAGGAACCCCAAAACCCCAGGGGCCACCCUUGGAGCUGCCUCCUGGGAGAGUCUCACCUGCUGCUGCCCAGCUUGCAGAUACCUUCUUUGGCAAGGGGCUGGGACCUUGGGACCCCCCAGACAACCUAGCAGAAGCCCAGAAGCCGGACCAAAGCAGCCUGGUACCUGGGCAUCUGGAGCAGGUGAAUGGGCAGGUGGUACCCGAGCCACCCCAUCUCAGCAUCAAGCAGGAGCCUCGGGAAGAGCCAUGUGCCCUGGGAGCCCAGGCAGUGAAGAGGGAGGCCAACGGAGAGCCAAUAGGGGCACCAGGUACCAGCAACCACCUCCUGCUGGCAGGCCCUCGCUCAGAGGCCGGGCAUCUGCUCUUGCAGAAGCUUCUACGAGCAAAGAAUGUGCAACUCAGCACUGGGCGGGGGCCCGAGGGGCUGCGAGCUGAGAUCAACGGGCACAUUGACAGCAAGCUGGCUGGGCUGGAGCAGAAACUACAGGGUACCCCCAGCAACAAGGAGGAUACAGCAGCAAGGAAGCCUUUGACACCGAAGCCCAAGAGGGUACAGAAGGCAAGCGACAGGUUGGUGAGCUCCCGAAAGAAGCUGCGGAAGGAGGACGGGGUCAGGGCCAGCGAGGCCCUGCUGAAACAGCUGAAACAGGAGCUGUCCCUGCUGCCCCUCGCGGAGCCCGCCAUCACCGCCAAUUUUAGCCUCUUUGCUCCCUUCGGCAGCGGCUGCCCAGUCAACGGGCAGUGCCAGCUGAGGGGGGCCUUUGGAAGUGGGACGCUGCCCACAGGCCCUGACUACUAUUCCCAGCUGCUUACCAAGAAUAACCUGAGUAACCCGCCGACACCACCCUCGUCGCUGCCCCCCACCCCACCCCCAUCGGUGCAGCAGAAGAUGGUGAAUGGCGUCACUCCAUCUGAAGAGCUGGGGGAGCACCCCAAGGAUGCCACCUCUGCCCGGGAUACUGAAGGGACGCUGAGGGAUGCUUCAGAGGUGAAGAGUCUAGACCUGCUGGCCGCCUUGCCUACGCCCCCUCACAAUCAGACCGAGGAUGUCAGGAUGGAGAGUGACGAGGACAGCGAUUCUCCUGACAGCAUUGUGCCAGCUUCGUCCCCCGAGAGCAUCCUGGGGGAGGAAGCCCCUCGUUUCCCUCAGCUGGGCUCAGGCCGGUGGGAGCAGGACGACCGGGCUCUCUCCCCCGUCAUCCCCAUCAUUCCUCGGGCCAGCAUCCCAGUCUUCCCAGACAGCAAACCUUAUGGGGCCCUGGACCUGGAGGCCCCUGGGAAGCUGCCUGCCACAACUUGGGAGAAGGGCAAAGGAAGCGAGGUGUCAGUCAUGCUGACAGUUUCUGCCGCUGCUGCCAAGAACCUGAAUGGUGUGAUGGUGGCAGUGGCAGAGCUACUAAGCAUGAAGAUCCCCAACUCCUAUGAGGUGCUGUUCCCAGAGAGCCCUGCCCGGGCAGGCAUUGAGCCUAAGAAGGGGGAAGCUGAGGGCCCUGGUGGGAAAGAAAAGGGUCUGGGAGGCAAGAGCCCAGAAGCUGGCCCUGAUUGGCUGAAACAGUUUGAUGCUGUGUUGCCCGGCUAUACCCUCAAGAGCCAGUUAGACAUCUUGAGCCUCCUCAAACAGGAGAGCCCUGCCCCAGAGCCACCCACCCAGCACAGCUACACCUACAACGUCUCCAACCUGGACGUGCGGCAGCUCUCGGCCCCGCCUCCUGAAGCACCCUCCCCACCCCCGUCCCCUUUGGCGCCCUCGCCUGCCAGCCCCCCUGCUGAACCCUUGGCUGAACUUCCAGCUGAGCCCUCAGCUGAGCCGCCGGUCCCCUCGCCUCUGCCACUUGCCUCAUCCCCUGAAUCAGCCCGGCCCAAGCCCCGAGCCCGGCCUUCUGAGGAAGGCGAAGAUUCCCGGCCCCCUCGCCUCAAGAAGUGGAAGGGGGUGCGCUGGAAGCGUCUCCGGCUGCUGCUGACCAUCCAGAAGGGUGGUGUGCGGCAGGAGGACGAGCGGGAAGUGGCGGAGUUCAUGGAGCAGCUUGGCACAGCCCUGCGACCUGACAAGGUGCCUCGAGACAUGCGGCGCUGCUGCUUCUGUCAUGAGGAGGGGGAUGGGGCCACGGAUGGGCCCGCUCGCCUGCUGAACCUGGACCUGGACUUGUGGGUGCACCUCAACUGUGCCCUGUGGUCCACGGAGGUAUAUGAGACCCAGGGUGGGGCACUGAUGAACGUGGAGGUUGCCCUGCACCGAGGACUGCUCACCAAGUGCUCCCUGUGCCAGCGCACUGGUGCCACCAGCAGCUGCAAUCGCAUGCGUUGCCCCAACGUCUACCAUUUUGCCUGCGCCAUCCGCGCCAAGUGCAUGUUCUUCAAGGACAAGACCAUGCUGUGUCCGAUGCAUAAGAUCAAGGGGCCCUGCGAGCAGGAGCUGAGCUCUUUUGCUGUCUUCCGGCGGGUCUACAUUGAGCGAGAUGAGGUGAAGCAAAUCGCCAGCAUCAUCCAGCGGGGGGAGCGGCUGCACAUGUUCCGUGUAGGGGGCCUUGUGUUCCACGCCAUCGGACAGCUGCUGCCCCACCAGAUGGCCGACUUCCACAGUGCCACCGCCCUCUAUCCCGUGGGCUACGAGGCCACACGCAUCUACUGGAGCCUCCGUACUAACAACCGCCGCUGCUGCUACCGCUGCUCCAUCGGCGAGAACAACGGGCGGCCGGAGUUUGUGAUCAAAGUCAUGGAGCAGGGCCUGGAGGACCUGGUCUUCACUGACGCCUCUCCCCAGGCUGUGUGGAAUCGCAUCAUUGAGCCUGUGGCUGCCAUGAGGAAAGAGGCUGACAUGCUGCGGCUCUUCCCCGAGUACCUGAAAGGCGAGGAGCUCUUUGGGCUGACAGUGCACGCCGUGCUGCGCAUAGCUGAAUCACUGCCUGGAGUGGAAAGCUGUCAAAAUUAUUUAUUCCGCUAUGGACGCCACCCCCUGAUGGAGCUGCCACUCAUGAUCAACCCCACUGGUUGUGCUCGAUCAGAGCCUAAAAUCCUCACACACUACAAACGCGUUUUCACAUCCAUUAUCUCAUUUGAUCCUCACAACAACCUUAUGAGGCCCCACACUCUGAACAGCACCAGCAUGUCCAAGGCAUAUCAGAGCACCUUCACAGGCGAGACCAACACCCCGUACAGCAAACAGUUUGUGCACUCGAAGUCAUCUCAGUACCGGCGGCUCCGCACUGAGUGGAAGAACAAUGUAUAUCUGGCUCGCUCCCGUAUCCAGGGCCUGGGGCUCUAUGCGGCCAAGGACCUAGAAAAGCACACAAUGGUCAUUGAGUACAUUGGCACCAUCAUUCGCAAUGAGGUGGCCAACCGGCGGGAGAAAAUCUAUGAGGAGCAGAAUCGAGGCAUCUACAUGUUUCGAAUAAACAACGAACAUGUCAUUGAUGCUACGUUGACCGGAGGCCCUGCCAGGUACAUUAACCAUUCCUGUGCCCCUAACUGUGUGGCGGAAGUUGUGACAUUUGACAAGGAGGACAAAAUCAUCAUCAUCUCCAGCCGGCGAAUCCCCAAAGGAGAGGAGCUGACAUAUGACUAUCAGUUUGAUUUUGAGGACGAUCAGCACAAGAUCCCCUGCCACUGUGGAGCCUGGAAUUGUCGGAAAUGGAUGAACUAAGAAGCUUUGAGGCUACCAGGCAGGGGAGUCCCCCACCCCAACCUCUUCCCUGAAAGGGAUGAGGGGGAAGAGAGGUAGCAGCCAGAGCCAGGACCCAGGGCUGGGGCUGCCGGCUGACCGGAGCCCCUGGAGCAGGAGGCUGGGGCAGAGGGCCCUAGGCCACGCCCACCCUGGGCACCAGGGAUGACCCUCUUCCCCGCCACUGGCCCCCAGGCUGGCAUCUCUGCCCCCAGCUCCAGGAGGGGUCAGACAGAAGCAGCCAUUGGGCAUCUCAGGUUUGAGGGGGAUAUGGGCUGGGAACUACCCAGAAGCAUCUGGGAGGCAGCAGGGAGGGGGGAGGAGGAUGUGUGGCCGGGCCUCACAGCCCUGCUGCUCCCACCGACCUCUCUGGCCCAACUCGAGGCUGCAAAGAGACUUGACUAAGCUUGACAAUCCCAAAGGCCGGGUCCCACACCUGGCCCUGCCUGCCGGGUCCUGCCCCCACCCUCACCCCCAUCCCCUUCCCUCUCAAUCUGUCUCUGUCUCCCUCUUCUCCUCUGUGUUUCUGUCUCUCUAUGGGUUGUGUUUCCUUGUUUUCCACUCUGACAAAUGCAACAUGAACGGGAAAGAGGCGCCCCGCUGCCCAGGAGGGCAAGCCAGGCAAGCCGGGCAAGGAGACCCCGCACCCACACCUACCUCAUUUAAGUGUUGGAUUUUUUGCUGUUUUGAAAUGUGAGACCCUCUCCAAGCCCCCUACUGCCCCAACCCUCUCCCCCACCUCACUGCCCUCUUCUGAGUGGGUGGAAGGGGGGUAGGAGGAAGAAGAAAAAACAACAACAAAAAAUCCAUCUUUGUUUUUAAUUACGGGCAUGGGAUGGUGGUUGAGACUAAUGAUGAUGAAGAUUGGGGAUGACUGGCCCCUAGUUGCUCUAGGACUUCCUUCUCCAUCUGGACAUGGGGGCAGGAGGGGUGUGCUAAACUUAGGACCAGGAUAUCUCCCUCCGGUUUUCCCAACCCCAUCAUGAGCCCAUUUGCCCUCCAGCCCCUGGAUAGGGUGGGUGGGUGGUAGGGUGAGGGCUAUCCCUGAGUGGCAUGCCCAUACCCAGUGAGGCAGGGUGUGGCCCGGAGCUCCCACUUUCCCUCCGUCACCAAACUGCUGCUGGUCUGGUGGGAAGGGGUGGUGAUGUGGGGCUGGGGGAGCUUAGUGUCAGCGCGGGGAGGGUGGGGGGUAUUUAUCUAUUUAUACAUGGGAUUGUACAUAGUCUUGUGGGGCAUGGGGGAGCCGGCUGGAGGUGAGAACCCUCCCCUCUCCCCCCACCCCCGGGGAGAGCAAAUGUAAAACUACUAAUUUUUGUGCUUUAUAUAUUCUAUAUAAAUAUAUCUAUUUUCUUUUUACAAAACCAGUUUAUAAAUGGUAGGGGGGCGUGGGGCGGACACAUGGAGCUCCCCUUGUGGGGGAGCCCCCUCCAUUACCCAACCUACCGCCCUUUUCCUCACCCCCUCCUCCCCACCCCCUGGCUGUGACUGCUGUAAGGGGGGGGUAUAGAGGCUGGGCGAUUCCCACCCCCUUUUGUAUAGUUGGACUAUGUUAUAACGCACAAAAGUGAGCUGGCCCCAGGGGGAGCCAGAGGGUAAUGGGUUCCCCUGCCUCCUCCCUUGUCCUUCCCCUUUCUGCCCAAGCUUGUGCUGCAGUUGAACCUCUUCCUGGGGGUAGGGUUAGGUCAGGGGGUGGGUGAGGCCCCAGACCCCUCUCUGGUAGGGAGCCAUGGGGAUGAAGAUGAAGCUUAUAUGCAGUUCUCUCCUAGGGGCUGUGGGCAAAGGGCAUUUUGUAAUUAAUAUUUUCAAGAAUCAAAUGUCUGGAGUGUAGGGGUGGGCUUGGUGGUGGUGUAUGGGCGGGCCUGCUGGAGGGGGAGCACGGUUGCUGUUGUGAUUUUAGGUUUGUUUUUGUUUGUUUUCGAAUUUGGGGGGUUGCGGAUUGAUGGGGGUAGGGAGAUUUUUUUUUUUUUAAGCUGCUUCCUCAACUGUUUCAAGCUGCAAAUGUUUAAGAGAAUAACAUCCCCUCACCCCCACGGAAACCACUGUAGUUAAAUCAGACAGUGGGGAGACUGGGCUGCUGCCCCCAAAGCCAUUGGAUGUUCCUUUUCCAAGAGCAAAGAAGGUCUAGGCUACAGGGAGGGGGAGAUUGGCUCCUGCGAGUCAGGCUCUGGUUGGGGCUUGGGCCCCGGGAUUGGGAAAAGGGGAUGGGGCAGACUUUGUAAGCAUAUGCUAGGUAUCUGAUAGUCCUGUAGAAUUUAGUGAAGAAACCUUAUACAGUUUUUAAUUUUUAUAUAAACUAACUCAGACCCAAGCUACAAGGUUGGAAUUUUGGUUGUUGGUUUUUUUUUUUUUUUUUUUUUUUUUUUUAAAAAGUACCCCGCCUGUAUAAUUGCAUCAGAAUUCCCUCUCCCCCGCCCCGCCCUUCCCCGUGCCCCAUGUUUGUAUUUUGGGUUGGUUUACACUUGCACAUAUUCAAUUUUCAGUUUUUCCCCUUUACGGUCUUCUCCCCUCACCUCCAGGACCCUCCCUCCCCCUUUUUAAAAAAUAAAUCUCUGACAAGUGUGAAUCCCGUGAAGACUUUAUUUUGUGUUGUGUGUAUCCUGUACAGCAAGGUUGGUCCUUCGUAACAACGGAUGAAAUGAUUCCCUUUUUUAAAGCGCCCUCUCUCCCUCCACCCCCAGCGCCCCUGUCCUUGGCAUGUUUUGUAUCAGCGAUCAUUCUGAACUGUACAUAAUUUAUGUUGCAAGAGGCAAAGGGCAAGUUUUGGAUUUUGCUUCUUCCAAGUUUGUUUUUAAACGACAAAUAAAAAAAGAACAUUUUAAAUACAA